Molecule: messenger RNA, 2152 nt
Organism: Juglans microcarpa x Juglans regia
Lineage: Eukaryota; Viridiplantae; Streptophyta; Magnoliopsida; Fagales; Juglandaceae
Product: NADP-dependent malic enzyme-like
Exons: 20
Coding region: 188-1966 (592 amino acids)
Biological process (GO): pyruvate metabolic process; malate metabolic process
Cellular component (GO): chloroplast
Molecular function (GO): malate dehydrogenase (decarboxylating) (NAD+) activity; NAD binding; malate dehydrogenase (decarboxylating) (NADP+) activity
Source: RefSeq, a predicted model, not a curated record
AACACAGGCAGUAGAAGGGUAGACGACGCGAUCCUACUUGGCGCUAUCCUCACCGUACACUACUACAAAUCAUAAACACUCUCAUCCGGAUCUCUCCGUGGGAGGAUUUCGUGGGAAAUGGACCAAUGGAUAUACUUUCUGUAGCCCCAAACACGGGAGACUGGUGCGUAUCGGAAGAGGAGCGCUGAUGCAGAGAACAAUGAAGGAGAUGAGGAACGGUGGCGAUUCGUUGGUGGAUGUGGAGGGUAAGUCUGGUUUUGGAGGUGGUCUUGAGGAUGUGUACGGUGAGGAUAGGGUCACCGAGGAUCAGCUGGUUACUCCCUGGACCGUCUCUGUUGCUAGUGGGUACACAUUGCUGCGGGAUCCACGCCACAACAAAGGGCUUGCCUUCACUGAGAAAGAGAGAGAUGCCCAUUACCUGCGUGGCCUUCUGCCUCCGGCAGUACUUUCUCAGGAGCUUCAGGAAAAGAAGAUAAUCCACAAUCUUCGCCAAUAUAAAGCUCCAUUACAUAGGUACAUGGCCAUGAUGGAUCUUCAGGAAAGAAAUGAAAGGCUGUUUUACAAGCUCCUAAUUGAAAAUGUCGAGGAACUACUUCCAGUUGUCUACACUCCAACUGUUGGUGAGGCUUGUCAGAAAUAUGGGAGCAUUUUCAGGCGUCCUCAGGGCCUUUACAUCAGUUUGAAAGAGAAGGGGAAGAUCCUUGAAGUCCUGAAAAAUUGGCCGGAGAAGUCUGUUCAAGUUAUUGUUGUGACUGAUGGUGAGCGUAUCUUAGGGCUUGGGGAUCUUGGCAGCCAGGGAAUGGGGAUUCCUGUUGGAAAACUCUCUCUGUAUACAGCACUAGGAGGAGUUCGUCCUUCAGCAUGCUUGCCGAUAACCAUUGACGUUGGCACAAACAAUGAGCAGCUGUUGAAGGAUGAAUUUUAUACUGGGCUUAGGCAUAAGAGGGCAACGGGGCAGGAAUAUACAGAGCUGCUUGAUGAGUUCAUGUGUGCAGUUAAACAGAACUAUGGGGAGAAGAUUCUAGUACAGUUUGAGGAUUUUGCCAACCAUAACGCAUUCGAGCUGCUGUCACGAUACCGCUCAACUCACCUUGUCUUUAAUGAUGAUAUACAAGGUACAGCAUCUGUGGUAUUAGCAGGGAUUAUUGCAGCCUUGAAAUUAGUUGGUGGAACCUUAGCUGACCAAACUUUCUUGUUCCUCGGUGCUGGAGAAGCUGGAACUGGCAUAGCGGAGCUUGUUGCACUGGAAGUGUCAAAACAGACAAAAGCUCCACUGGAACAUACCCGCAAGAAGAUCUGGCUUGUGGACUCAAAGGGACUGAUUGUUAGCUCCCGUCGGGAGUCGCUUCAACACUUUAAGAAGCCAUGGGCUCAUGACCAUGAACCUGUUAAGGGACUCUUAGAUGCUGUCAAGGCAAUCAAGCCAACAGUGCUGAUAGGAUCGUCAGGAGUGGGAAAGACUUUUACAAAAGAGGUGGUUGAGGCCAUGGCAUCUUUCAAUGAGAAACCUCUUAUUCUAGCUCUCUCCAAUCCAACUUCACAAUCAGAGUGUACAGCUGAAGAAGCUUAUACAUGGAGCAAGGGCAGAGCAAUCUUUGCCAGUGGAAGCCCAUUUGAUACUGUCGAGUAUGAUAGGAGGGCUUUUGUGCCCGGCCAGGCCAACAAUGCUUACAUCUUUCCUGGUUUUGGUUUGGGUUUGAUCAUCUCUGGUGCAAUUCGAGUGCAUGACGACAUGCUUUUGGCAGCCUCGGAAGCUUUGGCUGCACAAGUGACACAGGAAAACUUUGAUAAGGGGCUGAUUUACCCACCAUUCUCCAAUAUCAGAAAGAUAUCGGCCCACAUUGCUGCUGAUGUGGCUGCCAUGGCAUAUCGACUUGGUCUUGCUUCUCGUCUCCCUCAACCAAAGGAUCUUGUCAAGUAUGCAGAGAGCUGCAUGUACACCCCAAUUUACCGAAGCUAUCUUUGAAAUUCCUCCAUUUGUAAGUUUCAACUUACCCGAGCAUCUAACAGCUCCCCAGGGUGAUUGGUUUUCCUUAGUCCUCUAGUUCGUGAAGUGCAGUCAGCGAUGCGAUGUUGCUAUUAGGAUGAUAAGUAUUUUGUUUCCCUUUUUCUUCAAAGAUAAGGGGGGGAAAUAAACGAUUUUUUACUCUUA